This is a messenger RNA of Cryptotermes secundus, 1922 nucleotides long. RefSeq names its product V-type proton ATPase subunit G (gene Vha13). Gene Ontology annotation, biological process: proton transmembrane transport. Gene Ontology annotation, molecular function: proton-transporting ATPase activity, rotational mechanism. Lineage: Eukaryota; Metazoa; Arthropoda; Insecta; Blattodea; Kalotermitidae. The transcript has 4 exons. Gene Ontology annotation, cellular component: vacuolar proton-transporting V-type ATPase complex. The coding region runs from base 35 to 394 and encodes 119 amino acids. The record is from RefSeq and is a predicted model, not a curated record.
ACUUGCAUGUCAUAUGAUCUCUUGAACGCAGAAGAUGGCUAGCCAGACGCAGGGUAUCCAACAACUGUUAGCGGCUGAAAAACGUGCUGCCGAGAAAGUAGCAGAAGCUAGAAAAAGGAAAGCACGUCGCUUAAAACAAGCCAAAGAAGAGGCCCAAGAUGAGAUAGAGAAAUACAGGCAAGAGCGAGAACGACAGUUUAAGGAAUUUGAAACCAAGCACAUGGGUUCAAAGGAAGACGUUGCUGCACGUAUUGAAGCUGACACUAAAGUUAAGAUAGACGAGAUGCAGAAGGCUGUCAACACACACAAGGAAGCUGUAAUCACAAAAGUUUUAGAGUUGGUAUAUGACAUUAAACCAGAACUCCACAAGAAUUAUCAGGCUGCUCUGAAGUAACUUCAAGGAGGAGAUACAUGUCAUGCGCAUCCAAAACUCUUAUUUACUAGACUUUCAUAAAGUGUAUGCCAAAUGAGAUGGCUUUAUGAAAUAAACCUGAUAGUUGUUGAAAUAUAUCUAUACCUUAUUGUUAUUAUAGUCAGGUGUUGGAAAUUGGCGUAUAUUUAACAGGACUUGGCAGUUGGUGCUUUCAAGGCAUGAGAAUUAUGUUCACUGUGACAUACUGUAAAAAUUUGUAUUUACAAACACUACACAUUUAAUAAUUUUACUCUUCACAUUAGCAUCAUCAUACAGGGAAAGAUUUAAUGGCAGAAUGGAAACUGCAUGGUUCAUUUACUGUAAUGUAAAUUGUAAACAAAAGAGAUGAGGUGUAUCUUCAUUCCCCACGUGUCUUCUUGGCAUUGUGCUUAAAAUAAUUACAGGGACUUAAGGUGCGGCCACACAGCCCUAUGUCCACUGUGUUCGCUAUACAAACAGAAAAAUAUCUCCCUUUAUUGCCAAUGUGAAUAGCCACACAGACUUCAGUACGCUACGUAUGCUAUGUUCACUAUGUUAGCUACGUCGCAGUGUGUUUGAUUCUCGGCUAUAUUUUUAAAACAUUGCGCUGGAUGGGCAUGCGCACUGGGCUCGCUUCCAGGUGUCAGCUGCGCGCCUCACUAAUUUCCCACUCUGAUUACAACAUGUGUUAUGUAUCAUUCAGCGCAGUAUUCGCUUAGAUGAAAAUGAUACUGGAGGAAUUAAUUGAAGAAGUAAGGAAGUAUCCAUGUUUGUGGAACAAAGGGUUAGAAGAAUAUCGGAACCAGAACACGCGGGGUAAUGCCUGGGUCAUGAUUUCUGGAGAAUUGAAUACACAAGGUAAUGUACAAACAUUGUUCUUUUAUCUGUUAGUGAAGAACUUAAAAUAUUUUCAUCAACCCCAUUCAUUUGGAAAUAUUCUUUAAAUUUAACUUCAUCUUCAUGUAACUGCUUUAUUAGAUGAUGAAAUUCAGCAAACUUUGUUCUUCUUAAGUUCAUGCCAUGCACCCACUUCCUUUUACAUUUACAAAAGGAAAGUAACAGCAAAAGCUCAUCGUCAGAAUCAUUGCUGCCCCCCCCCCAUGGCACAGUAUCGGCCAACAUUUCAUUCAAGACUGAGCAGUUUCAUACCAAACAUAGCUUUCUGUGUGGUCACGUGGUGCAGUGAACAUAGUGUAGUGCUCUGUGUGGCCGCACCUUUAAUCUUGAUCUUGCACCUUCUAUUAAAGGUGGCCUUUACAGAUAUUCCAGGUUAUGUUCUUAAUUGAAGUGUGUGUGCAGUUUGAUGUAUCUUAGACCCUACUUACGUUCUUACAUUCCUCAUUCCAGUUAAAGUAUAUUAUUGCUGUUUCGAAUUGGUACUUAGUGUGGAAGUUGGAGAUUUGUUGAUAGAAUGUUAAUAAAUAUAUAAACAUGUCGACAGUAGGUGUUAUUAAUGUUUUAUUUCUAGUUUUAUGCAGUAGAACAAUCUUGUACAGUAUUAAAUAAAUAAAAAUUAGUUCAGUAGAUUCUU